AUGUCUGACGAGCUGCCAUUGUCGGUCGAGGGCCUCAACGCUGCUGACCAGCAGGAGAUUGUGAAGUUUGUGAACGCGGAGCAGGCGCGGGCGAAGAUGAACUCAUCUGUGCAAGAGUUUACAGAGAUGUGCUUCAGCAAGUGCGUGAAGAGCGCACCGACGUCGGAUUCGUUGACUGCUGCGGAAUCUACGUGUGAGUGA
Myxozyma melibiosi is the source of this 201-nucleotide messenger RNA. RefSeq lists its product as uncharacterized. Bases 1 to 201 code for a protein of 66 amino acids. The transcript has 2 exons. NCBI's taxonomy places the organism in Eukaryota, Fungi, Ascomycota, Lipomycetes, Lipomycetales, Lipomycetaceae. The record is from RefSeq and is a predicted model, not a curated record.